UGAUGAAUGUUAUUCAGCGUUUGGAUGAUUAAGUAAAAUCGCAACUGUAGUUUCUCUUCGCGUGUUUUUUCAUCGCCAGAUUCUAUCUUGUAUGAAGCCUGACAGAGUUGGCAUCGUCCCCUUUUUUGAAUUUCGUGUUUUUUUCCCUUGCCCUUUGAACGUUCCAUGGUGCCUUGCGUCAGUUUGUAACGAAUUUGGUUCGACAGCACAGUUUAGGCGCCAUUUACAAGUGAGGGUUUUCAAGUAGGAGAACGACUCGAAAUGUUACGGGGUUGAAGUUUGUGAACUUUAUUCACCAAAGUUUGGAUUAACGAAGACCUUUUUUAAAAAUCGUGAUAUACCGGAGAAAACGGACUCAUCACCAAUCGUGUGGAUAUUGUGGAAGACUUCAAAUCAUGCCAUCUAAAACUGCAAAGAGCUCAACUGCUUCCACCAAGCCAAGAGGGAAAGGGUCGCAGCCCCGGGAUGACUCCGAGGACGAGCUGGAUGUACCCUCUAAAGAAACCAACUUCAAUGGCCAAGAGGAGGCACCGCCGACAACUGAUCCGUCUCACGGUGAGGGUGCCGAGGCGGUUGAUAAUCGGAGUUUGGAGGAGAUUCUCGGUAGCAUCCCUCCACCCCCGCCCCCAGCAAUGACCAAUGAACCGGGCGCUCCUCGCUUGAUGAUAACACAUUUAGUAAAUCGGAACUUUAAGUCUUACGCAGGCGAGCAGAUUCUGGGGCCUUUCCACAAGCGCUUUUCCUGCAUCAUUGGUCCAAAUGGCAGUGGGAAAUCCAAUGUGAUAGAUUCAAUGCUCUUUGUAUUUGGAUACAGAGCCCAAAAGAUCAGAUCAAAAAAGCUCUCUGUGCUGAUUCACAGCUCAGAUAAACACAAAGAUGUGCAAAGCUGCACUGUGGAGGUGCAUUUUCAAAAGAUUAUUGAUAAGGAAGGAGAUGACUACGAAGUCAUCCCCAACAGCAAGUUCUAUGUUUCCAGGACUGCCAACAAAGACAACUCCUCAGCCUACCAUAUCAAUGGCAAGAAAGCAACAUUCAAAGAUGUGGGGGCUCUACUCCGAAGCCAUGGUAUUGACCUAGACCACAACAGAUUCCUGAUCUUACAGGGUGAGGUGGAGCAGAUAGCCAUGAUGAAGCCUAAAGGUCAGACAGAGCAUGACGAGGGCAUGCUGGAGUACCUGGAGGACAUUAUUGGCUCUUGCCGCCUAAAGGAGCCCAUCAAUACCCUGGCUCGCCGUGUUGAACUGCUCAAUGAGCAGAGGGGUGAAAAGCUGAACAGAGUGAAACUAGUGGAAAAGGAGAAGAAUGCUUUGGAGGGGGAAAAGAACAAUGCUGUUGAGUUCCUUACCCUGGAGAAUGACAUCUUCAAACACAAGAGCCAGUUAUGCCAGUAUUACGUGCAUGAUCUGCAGAAGCGUGUGGUGGAUAAAGAGGAGGAGAAGCAGAGGAUCUUGGAGGAUACCGUGGAACUCACAGAGAAAAAUGCAAAGAUUGCAGAGGAGAUGGAGAAAAUGAACCAAGAGCUCAAAAAUGUGGAGAAGAAACAGAACAAGCUGACCAAGUACAUUGAGGCCCAGAAAGAGAAGUUCACCCAGCUGGACCUGCAGGACGUGGAAGUGCGUGAGAAGCUCAAACACUGUAAGAGCAAGACCAAGAAACUGCAGAAGCAGCUGGAGAAGGACAAAGAGAAGCUGGAAGAGGUGCGCAAUGUGCCAGCCAGCAGUGAAAAGGCCAUCUCUGAGGCAACAGCUCGCAAGGAAGGGCUGGAGAGACAGAAGGUAAAAGAGGAAGAAAAACUUAAAGAAGUGAUGGAGAGUCUGAAGGAAGAGACCAGUGGCUUACAACAGGAUAAAGAGACCAAGGAGAAAGAGCUGAUGGAGCUGAGUAAGGCGGUGAAUGACACUCGUUCACGUAUGGACCUGGCUCAAUCAGAGCUGGAUAUCUACCUGAGCCGCCACAACACCGCUCUGACCCAGCUAAACACAGCCAAGCAGACACUUCAGACAACCUCUGACACCCUGCAAGAGCGGCGUGCUGCCAUCAAAGACCUGCAAGUCAAGAUACCACAGUGUGAAAAGGAGCUCAAGAAGGAUGAGGCAGAACUGGAGCAGCUGAUGAAGGUGGAUACUGAGACCAGGGAAGUGGUGAGGGACAUGAGGCAGAAGGUGGAAGAAGCCAAGAGCUCUCUGUCCUCCAACCAUAGUCGAGGCAAGGUCCUGGAUGCCCUCAUGCAGCAAAAGAAGAGUGGCAAAAUCCCUGGCAUCCUUGGAAGACUGGGGGACCUAGGAGCCAUAGAUGAGAAGUAUGAUGUGGCCAUUUCUUCCAGUUGUGGUGCUUUGGACAACAUUCUGGUGGAUACUAUUGACACGGCUCAGAAAUGUGUGACCUUUCUUAAAGCACAGAACAUUGGUGUUGCUACCUUUAUUGGUCUUGAUAAGAUGAAGGUGUGGGAGAAGAACAUGGCUCCCAUUCCCACUCCAGAGAACAGCCCUCGUCUGUUUGACAUGGUGCGAGUGAAAGAUGAGAGUGUGCGGCCAGCUUUCUACUUUGCCCUGCGGGACACGCUGGUGGCCCAGGACAUGGAGCAGGCCACACGGCUCGCUUUCCAGAAGGACAAGCGCUGGAGAGUUGUCACCCUGCAGGGACAGAUCAUUGAGAUGGCUGGCACCAUGACUGGUGGAGGAAGAAUAAUGAAAGGCAGGAUGGGCUCUUCCAUUGGCACUGAGGUUUCCCAGGGGGAGCUUGACCGUAUGGAGAGCAAGCUGAAUGAAAAGGUGUUGAAGCUGCAGGGCUGCCAGGAAAGAAAGCUGCAGCUGGAAGAGAACAUCCAGCGCCUCCGACCACAGCUCCGGGACAUGAAGAACACCCUGGAAAAGUACACCAAUAGCAUGACUAGUCUAGCUGAGCAGGAGGCUCACCUUAGACCUCAGAUCAAGGGGCUUGAGGCCAACGUGCUGGCUGCUGCUCCAGACAAGGCCAAACAGAAACAGAUGGAGAAGAGCCUGGAGGCCUUCAAGAAAGACUAUCAGGCAGCAUCCAAUAAGGCAGGGAAGGUGGAGGCUGAGGUGACAAGGCUCCACAACCUGAUUGUGGACAUCAAUAGCCACAAGCUGAAGGCUCAGCAGGACAAGCUAGACAAAGUCAACAAGGAACUGGAUGACUGCUCCUCCGCCAUCACCAAGGCCCAGGUGGCCAUAAAGACUGCUGGACGCAACCUGAAGAAGUGUGAGGAGACUGUAAGUCGUGUGCAGGGUGAGCUGGAGGAGAAUGAGAAGUCCAUGGCUGAGUUAACAGAACAGCUGAAGAAACUUGAAGACGAGGCUGGGGAGAUCAUGAAGGCCUGUCAGGAGGCUGAGGCAGCGUUACCUGAGGUGCAGGAGCAGUACCAGGGGGUGGUGAAGGAGAUAAAAGCUCUGCAGCAGCAGGAACACGCACUGCAAGAGGAGUCCCUCAGCGUACGCCUCCGCAUUGAACAGAUAGACACAACCAUCAGUGAGCACAACAGCAAGAUCAAACACUGGCAGAAAGAGGCCAGCAAACUGUCCCUUCAUGCUAUUGACAACAAACCAGCCGAGGAACUUCCUGUGCUCACACCUGCUGACCUUGAAGAAAUCACAGAUCCCAAUGUCAUUACCAAAAAGAUCUCUCUGCUUGAGGCCCGCUGUGCUCAGAUGAAGCCUAACCUGGGGGCCAUUGCUGAGUACAAGAAAAAGGAGGAGCUGUACCUGCAGCGCGUGGCCCAGCUGGAUGAGAUCACUACAGAGAGGGACAACUUCAAACGUGGCUACGAGGACCUGCGCAAACAGCGCCUCAAUGAGUUCAUGACUGGAUUCAAUAUGAUCACCAACAAGCUGAAGGAAAACUACCAGAUGCUCACCCUUGGAGGCGAUGCAGAACUGGAGCUUGUGGACAGUUUGGACCCUUUCUCUGAGGGCAUCAUGUUCAGUGUGCGUCCUCCUAAGAAGAGCUGGAAGAAGAUCUUUAACCUCUCUGGAGGAGAGAAGACCCUCAGCUCCUUGGCACUGGUGUUUGCCCUGCACCACUUCAAGCCCACUCCAUUGUAUUUCAUGGAUGAGAUAGAUGCUGCUCUGGACUUCAAGAAUGUCUCCAUUGUGGCCUGUUACAUUUAUGAACAAACCAAGAAUGCUCAGUUCAUUAUCAUCUCCUUGAGGAACAACAUGUUUGAGAUUGCUGAUCGUCUCAUUGGCAUCUACAAGACACACAACACCACCAAGAGUGUGGGAAUCAAUCCAAAGACCAUCGUUUUCAAGGAGCAUGAUGCCAUCACUGCUUAA
Molecule: messenger RNA, 4292 nt
Organism: Myripristis murdjan (pinecone soldierfish)
Lineage: Eukaryota; Metazoa; Chordata; Actinopteri; Holocentriformes; Holocentridae
Gene: smc4
Product: structural maintenance of chromosomes 4
Exons: 24
Coding region: 396-4292 (1298 amino acids)
Biological process (GO): mitotic chromosome condensation
Cellular component (GO): condensin complex; chromosome
Molecular function (GO): ATP binding; ATP hydrolysis activity; protein binding
Source: RefSeq, a predicted model, not a curated record